AUGGGUGCGCUCUACUAUCUGAUGCAUCCCAAUCAGCUGCGUUCCAUUUUACAAUGGAAGCUCUGGCAUGAACCCGUCCAUAAGCGCGACCCAACCAAGGAGUCCGAGAAUCUCAAGGAGUGCUUUCGUUAUCUCAACAUGACCAGCCGUAGUUUUGCGAUGGUUAUCCAAGAGCUGAACCCUGAGCUUCUCGUUCCUGUUGCCCUCUUCUAUCUCGUCCUCCGCGGUCUUGACACCAUCGAGGAUGACAUGACGAUUCCUCUCGACAAGAAGACCCCAAUGCUGCGCAACUUCCAUGAGACGAUGGAAAUCGACGGUUGGCAGUUCCACGAGAGCAAGGAGAAAGAUGCUGAGCUGCUCGAGCAUUUCGAUGUUGUCAUUGCUGAGCUGAAGCAACUCAAGCCACAAUACUACGAAAUCAUCAAAGACCUCACUCUGAAGAUGGGUAACGGCAUGGCUGACUAUGCCGCCGACACAGACAAGAUUGAGAACGGCCUGCAAACCAUUGAGGAUUACGAGCUUUAUUGCCACUACGUCGCUGGCCUUGUUGGAGAGGGCCUGACGAGACUCUUUGUCAGCGCUGAGCUUGCCAACCCCAAACUCGCAGAGAGACCCUCCCUCACUGAGUCCAUGGGCCAGUUUCUGCAAAAAACCAACAUCAUCCGUGACAUCCACGAAGACUGGGUGGACGGCCGCCGCUGGUACCCCAAGGAAAUUUGGAGCAACCACGUCGAUAAGUGGGAGGACCUGUUUGAGCUCUCCAAGCGCGAGCAGGCUCUGAACUGUAUCUCGGAGAUGGUGCUCGACGCCCUCAAGCACGUGGAGGAGUGUCUCUUCUACAUGGCUGGCAUGCGCGACCAGAGCUGCUUCAACUUUGUUGCCAUUCCUCAGACCAUGGCCAUUGCCACCAUGGAGCUCGUCUUCCGCAACCCCGCCAUCCUCGAGCGCAACGUCAAGAUCACGAAGGGCGACGCCUGCCAGGUCAUGCUCGAAUCUACACAAAACCUCUUCACCGUGUGUGAAGUGUUCCGCAAAUACGUCCGCCGCAUCCACAAGAAGAACGAUCCGCGAGAUCCGAACUUUUUGGCCAUCAGUGCCCGUUGUGCCAAGAUCGAGCAAUUUAUCGAGACACUGUACCCUACACAAGACGCUGCGAAGCUGAACGCCACCAACAAGAAGAGACAAAUGGACGAACCCACUGCCGACCCCGGUGAGGGCUUCGUCCUGUGGAUGGUUGUCAUAUUGUCCCUCGUCUUCAUGGCUCUCCUCAUGGUUGGCAUCGCUAGCUUCUUCGGCGCCGACUUCUCCUCGACACUGACCGACGUGAGGAAGCUGUGGACCAGCCUCGAUGCCCCCAAACCCCCCCAACCUCUCGCCGGUGCCGGUCGCGACGAGUUGUAG
Cordyceps fumosorosea ARSEF 2679 is the source of this 1401-nucleotide messenger RNA. Its product is annotated as squalene synthetase. Gene Ontology annotation, biological process: farnesyl diphosphate metabolic process; ergosterol biosynthetic process. The coding region runs from base 1 to 1401 and encodes 466 amino acids. Gene Ontology annotation, cellular component: endoplasmic reticulum membrane. Gene Ontology annotation, molecular function: squalene synthase [NAD(P)H] activity. The transcript has 4 exons. The record is from RefSeq and is a predicted model, not a curated record. NCBI's taxonomy places the organism in Eukaryota, Fungi, Ascomycota, Sordariomycetes, Hypocreales, Cordycipitaceae.